Moneuplotes crassus is the source of this 362-nucleotide messenger RNA. The record is from the annotation of a GenBank genome assembly. NCBI's taxonomy places the organism in Eukaryota, Ciliophora, Spirotrichea, Euplotida, Euplotidae.
UGAAAAUAUUGAUAUAAUUUAAAAAUAAAAUGGCCCUUGGGAAACCAGUAAUAAAGCAGGUCGAAAUGAGUGAAGAUAUGAAAGACUUCGCCAUCAAGCAAGCCAUUGAAGCCCUCGAGAAAGCCACCACUGAAAGGGAUGUAGCCUCCCUGCUUAAGAAAAAUUUCGAAGAAAAAUAUGAAUCAGUAUGGCACUGUAUUGUUGGCAGAAAUUUCGGAGCUUUUGUGACACAUGAGAUCGAGCGUUAUAUCUAUUUCUAUAUUGGCCAAAAGGGUUUCCUGAUCUUCAGUACUCCUAGCUAAGGGGUAGUACUAAUUAGCUCCUAAAAUACCUCAUUUUAUAUGAAUAUUAUGUCAAAUUAA